Molecule: messenger RNA, 1535 nt
Organism: Zea mays
Lineage: Eukaryota; Viridiplantae; Streptophyta; Magnoliopsida; Poales; Poaceae
Exons: 7
Coding region: 238-792 (184 amino acids)
Molecular function (GO): GTP binding; GTPase activity
Source: RefSeq, a predicted model, not a curated record
UGCUCUAAGUUCCAUUGAUACGUUUCAUCGAUUUUCGGAGGAAUUUAUUCGAGGAAUCUAGUGUUUGACCGGCUCCGCUCGAUUCUGCUUCGUUACCACGCGGGUGCUAUCGAAUCUUGGGUAGUUUUUCUUCGCUUGCGGCCUCUCGAAUCUGACCCAUUUCCACGGUUCGCGUGCGCCGUUGCCGCGGAUCUGCGUGCUUGUGCCAUCGGGUUCCGUGGAUCUAGUUGCGCGGAGAUGGGGCUCACGUUCACGAAGCUGUUCAGGCGGCUAUUCGCCAAGAAGGAGAUGAGGAUUCUCAUGGUCGGUCUCGAUGCAGCUGGUAAGACCACCAUCCUCUACAAGCUCAAGCUCGGCGAGAUCGUCACCACCAUCCCCACCAUUGGAUUUAACGUUGAAACUGUCGAGUACAAGAACAUUAGUUUCACUGUUUGGGAUGUCGGUGGUCAGGACAAGAUCCGGCCCCUGUGGAGGCACUACUUCCAGAACACCCAGGGCCUCAUUUUUGUUGUAGACAGCAACGACAGAGAGCGUGUUGUUGAGGCCAGAGAUGAGCUCCACCGGAUGCUGAAUGAGGACGAGCUCCGUGAUGCUGUGCUUUUGGUGUUUGCAAACAAGCAAGAUCUGCCUAAUGCCAUGAACGCUGCUGAAAUUACCGAUAAGCUUGGCCUGCACUCCCUGCGCCAGCGGCACUGGUACAUCCAGAGCACAUGUGCUACCUCUGGUGAGGGUUUGUAUGAGGGGCUUGACUGGCUUUCGAACAACAUCGCUAACAAGGCUCGAAGCAUCUAGGCAAGGCUUCAAUCAGUGGAAGCAAACUGCCUCUACCAUUACAGCUAUGAAGUAUAUAGUCGUGAUUGUGUCAGACGUGGUGUGUUUUUGGGAGAUAAAAGGCUCUUUUGGUCGAGGAGCUAGGUAUCAGAUGUUUUUUAUGGUACCUGUAAUUUUCCGUGCUUCUGUUUUGGUUUUGUGCAAGGUAUACCAUGUCUGACUGUGUGCUCGCCACUGUCUGAGUCGUUGUACUAUCCCGGGCCGGCCUGUCCGGCUGUCUCUUGGCAUAGCAAAAUGAUCGCCUAAUUUGUUAGCACAUGCUCGGUAAUAUCACGAGGGCUUCGGUGGUCUUAUUGCUCACGCUGAAUUCUCAACUUUGCUCUUCUUUUCUGCGGUUGAGGUUGCAUCUUGUAUUGUUGGCUGAUUUCGAGCAAUCAGAGGAUUGUGCUACGUCGUCGGAGGCAUCAUGGGAUAGCAGCUAGCUUUCGUCUUUGAACUGGGCUUCGGUUCUAAAUUCGACUUCACUUUUAUCCUUCAUUAAACUUUUUAACUUUGAUAUCGCUAUAUAAACUGGUUGUACCUUUAACACUAUAUUUUAUCUUUGUAAUUGAUGGUUAGUGAUUCAAGAGAGCAUUGUUUUUUUUUUUGUUGAUCACACAUGUUGCGUGUGCGACGUCAGCUAUGAACUCCACAAAUAAUGUAAUUUUUAGCUUUGGAAAUCAUACAUUUUUUAUUUAUAUUCUAUAAAGUAUACAGUUUUUAUU